Messenger RNA from Closterium sp. Naga37s-1, 228 nucleotides. NCBI's taxonomy places the organism in Eukaryota, Viridiplantae, Streptophyta, Zygnematophyceae, Desmidiales, Closteriaceae. The record is from the annotation of a GenBank genome assembly.
AUGCGUGCACCGAGUGUGGCCCAGAAUCAAGAAAGUGAAGGAGGUAAGGAGGAGGAGGAGGAGGAGGAGGAGGAGGAGGAGGAGGAGGAGGAGGAGGAGGAGGAGGAGGAGGAGGAGGAGGAGGAGGAGGAGGAGGAGGAGGACGAGGAGGAGGAGGAGGAGGUGGUGGUGGUGGUGGUGGUGGUGGUGGUGGUGGUGGUGCACUCACCUCAGAGAUCCAUGGAGUGA